AUGACAAUAGAAGAUCCAGACCUUGAGGCUGGGAAAAAUAUUGAUGUCGACGAACUACUAGCGUCAUUUGCAAUUGACUUACCUGAUGAACACACCGAUCCUGAGAAGUUACUACGCAGAGAGUUAUUAUCACUUAAGCAAAUGAGAAAAACCCUUACUGAUAUUGAUCAUGAAGUUAAGAAGUGUGAACGUAAAGAAGAGAAAUCGAAAGCUAUGAAACCAAGGGAAAAAGCUAAAGAAGAAGCGAUGAAGCUUCUUAAGUCAGGAGCAAUAUCAAUUGAGAACAAAAAUGAGCGUCACACAUUUAAACGUAAACCUAAGGAAAGUGAAGAAGAUGAGGUGCCAGGACCCAACGUGAACUUAAAGGUAAAACAGUCACUCUACCGCAAUUUUCUACCUGGUCCAAUACUUAACGCGUUGGGACCUGAGGAAAAAAAACUAGACGUCUUAUCUAACCAUAAAGCGGCUACUUGUGAAGGUAACUGUACGGAUGCUUCUGAGACCUUACAAACUAAGAGGAAACAGCAGUUCAACCUCCUACUGGAUGACAAAAAUUUGGAUACGGACCAAAUAAUGGAUGUUUCAGAUUCAUGCAGUGUCGAUCAUUUACAUUCUCCGAACCGACCACCGCACUCUACCUUAUAUGUUGGAUAUCAUAAUAUCACUGAAUCUUUUAUUCAUGAUGUUUUCAAGCCUCAUGGUACCGUUGUAAGGAUUAGGAUUGGUAAUCCCUCCAAUUCCAGUUAGGUUUUUGAGGCGUGAAUUAUAUUUUCCUGUUAUAAUUUAUCUACGAAAAUAAACUCAUCGCCAUAUAUCUUUGUAACCUUGGUUCGUUUGAUGUAGUCGUCUGGGAAACCAAAUAGAAACAUAAUACAUCUACUUCAAAAGUGUAAACGAGCUUAUGGCCAGUUAUGUUUUAUUAUAUCAUUAAGCUGAUGACUUGAACUAACCGAAGUGGUCGAACUACCACAUUUGAAAAUGGGAUUAUGUCCUUUUUGGUACUUCAGUCCAACUGCUUCAAGCUAAACCUCUUCAUCAUAGUAUGCUAAGGUAAGCAGUAGUUGGAAAAAUUCGAAUUUCAAGUAUAAUCACUCUGGUCAGUUAACUUUCAUCCCAUACAGACAGACAUCAAUACAGGGCUUGGGACAGAUAUGUUUUGUCCCAAGUUUCCAUACCGUACUAGGAUGACGAUGUGAAGACGAACCGCGACGCAGACUGACAUAAUAUUGCAUCAAUGAUAAAAAGGAAAACUGAGCUUUGGGGAUAUGAUUCAAAAUGGCAGCUCGAUUGAAGUGAAAGAUGAAUUUUACAG
Molecule: messenger RNA, 1312 nt
Organism: Schistosoma mattheei
Lineage: Eukaryota; Metazoa; Platyhelminthes; Trematoda; Strigeidida; Schistosomatidae
Source: the annotation of a GenBank genome assembly